Molecule: messenger RNA, 1028 nt
Organism: Mercurialis annua (annual mercury)
Lineage: Eukaryota; Viridiplantae; Streptophyta; Magnoliopsida; Malpighiales; Euphorbiaceae
Exons: 6
Coding region: 1-822 (273 amino acids)
Source: RefSeq, a predicted model, not a curated record
AUGAAUGUACUAAAUGAAAAGAAAUUUGGAAAGAGCAUAUUUUUAAAUUGUUUUACUGUUUAUGCAUUUUCCUGUAAUUUUUCCACGAAAAUUAGACUCCAGAUUACGGCCGAAAGGCCCAAUAAAUCAAUUAAAUACAGUAAAUGGGCUUUAAAUUUCAAACCCAUGAUCAAGCCUUUCCAAACUAGAAAGAAAAUCAUCGUCUCUAAGCUCAGAUACUAUACAGCAACAUUCUUAAACCCUAAUUCACCUCACAAUUUUCAAAUUAGAGCUCCAAAAUUAAAAAUGUCGGACAGGGAAGAUUCUGAUUCAGAUGCACCAGAAGAGUUUACAACUGAACAGGCAAUAAAACAAGAUGAAAUUUUAAGACAAGUUCAGAAAGAAAAUAAAAUCAGAGUUGUUCGUGAAGGUAAAGAACGCCGUAGACAAUGGGCACAGAGGAAAACACCUCGGUCAUCUAAACAGGAUAAAAGUGUACAAAAAGUUGAGGAAACUGAAACAGAAAAGGAGUCCUUAGAUACUGCAGGGAUGCUUCCAAAUGACAUUGUUCAGCUGCUUGCAGCUCGUGAGAAAAAAGUUUUCUUAUCAGACUCUGAGGAUGAGAAGGUUGAGACGAAGGUGGCAUCAAGAAAGAAAAAGCUCAAAACUUUUGGGACGGAUACUGUUAUUUUGAAGGAUAUAUCGCCCCCACCAUGCUUACAGAACUCGUUGGAGUUCCUAAGGAAAACGAAAAUGCAGGUUUCAAGAUCUUCUUCAGUUUUGGACAACUCCAACCAAGCGCUUCGCCUCAUUUCUACAUCGGGCUUGUUAAGUAAGAAAUGAUAAACUUGUCUCUCCUCUUUUUGAUGUAUCCUUUUGCUAUAGUGUACCAUACAGCCAGUGUUAGAAAUGAAUCUUUUCAGAGAAAUUAAUGCCAUAGAGUUGAUCCUUGGUGAAGCAGUUCUUAGAUUUGCUAUCAGCAGUAACACUAGAGUGCAAUUUUGUAAUCGUCGAAUGAUUAUGAAUGAUUAAGGGCCCGGUUAAUUAAA